GAGAGAGAGAAAGAGGGAGGGUGGGGAGAAGAAGAAAGGAGAAAGAAAGAGAGAGAGAGAUGGAGAGUAGAGAAAGAAACAAGUGUGUGAGAGAUGGAUAGAAAGUGUUAUUGAACAAGCGUGAAGAAGUCCUAACGUGUUUAAAAUCUAGCAAUAGACCAUACAGUUUUGUGUCAUCAACAGGUCAGUGGACUUACCGAGGGGAUUAUGUCCAAACCUUCAUCCAACGUUAAGGCCCUUCAGGCUAAUUUGAACAUCCCUAUGGGAGCUCUGCGUCCGGGGGCGGGACAUCCUGUCAAGAGGAGAGAGGAGACAGUAGACACAGAAGAGGCUCAUUCACCAGAGCAGCCCAGUGCUGCUGCCCAGACGCCAGAGGAGAAGAAGGCGUUGCCUGGGGCGGUGAAACUGCCCGGUCCUGCCGUUAACCUAUCAGAGCUGCAGAACGUCAAGAGUGAACUACGAUGGGUCACCAAGGACUAACAUGAUCCCCAGCCAGGCGGAGAGGAAGGCGAAUAAUCUUCAUAGACACAGACUUGCCCACUGCCACCGAAGACUAAGCAAACCACAAACUAAUCUUUCUGUGAAGCCAACGUCUGCAGAAAAUGUUCAGCACUUAACCAAAACCAAGAAGCAGACAUCCAUAAACUCUCUAUCAGUACGCUAAUAGGUCAAAGCGCCACAAAAGAAAUCUGUGGAGAUUGUUUUUAUCACUAAAUCUAAAUCAUGAUUAAUAUGAAAAGUGAAGUACUGUUGAGAUAUUCUGGCUUGUUUUUGCUGCAGAUAAGACUCCACUUUACUUGGAGUUUUAGAAGUGAGUUGUGUUGCAAUAACAGCAUAUUCCUAGCUUUUUUUGGAGUAUUAUUGAGUAGUAGUGGCUGGUUUAGAAGGACAUUCUUGACAAUUGGUAUACAUUUCAUAACAAAUCUGUGAAGCCUCUUCGGAUUCUGUGAUGAUGUUUCUUUUCCAUGCUGUCCAAACUCCAACUAUUCAGCACUGAUUUCUACUGUUUCUAUUAAAUUAUUAAAUCCUAAAUGCCGUCGCAACAAUUUGCAAUGGCAUUUAAGUUCAA
Etheostoma cragini (Arkansas darter) is the source of this 1069-nucleotide messenger RNA. RefSeq names its product small muscle protein X-linked (gene smpx). Lineage: Eukaryota; Metazoa; Chordata; Actinopteri; Perciformes; Percidae. Gene Ontology annotation, cellular component: M band; muscle tendon junction; costamere. The transcript is spliced from 5 exons. The coding region runs from base 208 to 480 and encodes 90 amino acids. The record is from RefSeq and is a predicted model, not a curated record.